AGGAUCCCUUCCAGAAUGUGCCCGAUUAGGGAAGGCCAUAGAAGAGUGCCCUCUUGCGCGGUCAGAUGGCUUCCUGCCCUCAUAAUUCUGGGCGUGUUGGUAUGGUCCUACCACGUAUUUGUUUACCAAAUCUGCAUUAAGAAAGUCUCGGACUACUUGACCAUUGGACUGUUGCUCUUUUUCUACCACCUACUGUUGUUCAUGUUCCUAUGGACAUGGUUUCGGUGCAUUUUCGUAGCUCCAGUCAGGAUUCCCGAUCAAUGGAAAAUAUCACCCGAGGAUGUGGACAAAUUGAAGAGAAACGACGGAGUAGAGGGUACAGCUCGAGUCCUAAGUUAUGCAGCUAGAAAUUUACCCAUUGCCACGUGCACCAUCGAUGGACUAGUGAGAUAUUGCAAGACUUGCUGGAUUAUUAAGCCGGAUAGAGCUCAUCACUGUCGAUCCUGCCACAUGUGCGUCCUGAAAAUGGACCACCAUUGUCCUUGGAUAGUGAACUGCGUUCACUUUCACAACUUCAAGUACUUCAUACUCUUUUUGUUUUACGCUGAAGUAUAUUGCUUUUAUCUGUUCUGCGUAAUGAUCUAUGAUUUGUACCUGAUUUGUGGCUUUGAAGUUACUGCCCUGAAAAAUCAGCAUUCGUGGAACGUUCUUCAGUACGUGGUAUGCAUAGUCUUUAACAUAUUCACCGUGAUUAUGUACACUGUCAGCUUGUUGAAUGUAUCUCGAAAUCGCACCACUAUGGAGUCGGCUUAUGCCACAUACUUUCUCGUUGGCGGCAAGAACAAAAAUGGUUUCAAUUUGGGAUGUUUUGAUAAUUUUCGCGACCUUUAUGGCGCUAAGUGGUACCUCUGGCCCUUCCCGAUCUUCUCCAGUCGUGGUGACGGACUUUCAUCCCACGAUCGACUAAAGGAAGUCCGUACCGGUAACCAGAGAAAAGAUAACGAACCCACAAGAGCUCAGAUGUACAAGGAAAACGUGCAUCGAAUUCUCGGAAUUCAUCAGCCACCUUUCAAUGAAGAAUAGGUUCGCUUGAA
This is a messenger RNA of Drosophila mauritiana, 1034 nucleotides long. Its product is annotated as palmitoyltransferase ZDHHC15. Gene Ontology annotation, molecular function: protein-cysteine S-palmitoyltransferase activity. Gene Ontology annotation, cellular component: Golgi apparatus; endoplasmic reticulum. NCBI's taxonomy places the organism in Eukaryota, Metazoa, Arthropoda, Insecta, Diptera, Drosophilidae. Gene Ontology annotation, biological process: peptidyl-L-cysteine S-palmitoylation; protein targeting to membrane. The record is from RefSeq and is a predicted model, not a curated record.